This is a messenger RNA of Pygocentrus nattereri (red-bellied piranha), 1116 nucleotides long. RefSeq names its product galectin-6-like. Gene Ontology annotation, biological process: monocyte chemotaxis; negative regulation of extrinsic apoptotic signaling pathway; positive chemotaxis. The coding region runs from base 1 to 1116 and encodes 371 amino acids. Lineage: Eukaryota; Metazoa; Chordata; Actinopteri; Characiformes; Serrasalmidae. Gene Ontology annotation, molecular function: IgE binding; carbohydrate binding; laminin binding. The transcript has 8 exons. The record is from RefSeq and is a predicted model, not a curated record. Gene Ontology annotation, cellular component: nucleus; immunological synapse.
AUGUCAAAUAAAAGGACAGUCCAGGAGAUUCUUCUGAAUGUUCUUGAGACUCUGAAUGAUGGAGAGCAGAAGAUGUUCCAGUGCUACCUCAGCCAGGAGGUUCUGGACAAGUAUCCUCCCAUACCAAAGGCUAAGACAGAGGGUGCCUCUCUGGAAGAGACAGUCAAUCAACUGAUUGAGUUCAAUGAUAACUCAGCUGCAGCGAAGAUCACGGAGUUAACUCUGGAACGGAUGAACCAGAAACAGCUGGCUCGAGGGCUAGAGGAGGCUCUGGAGAAAGGAGGAUUCUUCCCAGAAGUUCCAUAUGUGCAGGUUCUGCCUGAAGGACUCAGUGACCAAACACUGAUCACCAUUUAUGGGGAGCCUAAACCAAACGCUGAAAAAUUUCAGAUCAACCUCCAGAAAGGUGAUGAUGUGGCCUUUCAUUUCAACCCUCGCUUCAAUGACAAAGGAAAUCAGGUGAUUGUGAGGAACACCAGGAUUAAAGGUGUUUGGGGUCCUGAGGAAAGACAACUUCCUUUCUUCCCUUUCACACCUGGAAGACCUUUUGUGAUGAAGAUUUCCUGCACCAGCUCUGAGUUCAUUGUGGAAGUUGACGACAGGUAUUUGCUGUCUUUUACACAUCACAUGAAGGACCUUCACCACAUCAAAAUGCUCGCCAUUGAAGGAGAUGUUGUCCUCAAGUAUGUUGUCACAGACUUCUUCCCAGAAGUUCCUUAUGUGCAGAUUCUGCCUGAAGGACUCAGUGACCAAACACUGAUCACCAUUUAUGGGGAGCCUAAACCAAACGCUGAAAUAUUUCAGAUCAACCUCCAGAAAGGUGAUGAUGUGGCCUUUCAUUUCAACCCUCGCUUCAAUGAGGAUGGGAAGCAGGUGAUCGUGAGGAACACCAGGAUUAAAGGUGUUUGGGGCCAUGAGGAAAGAAAACUUCCCUUCUUCCCUUUCAGUCCUGGAAGACCUUUUGUGAUGAAGAUUUCCUGCACCAGCUCUGAGUUCAUUGUGGAAGUUGACGACAGGUAUUUGCUGUCUUUUACACAUCGCAUGAAGGACCUUCACCACAUCAAAACGCUCGCCAUUGAAGGAGAUGUUGUCCUCAAGUAUGUUGUCACAGGAUGA